AUGCACUUCACGACUUCCCACUCGUUCCUCCUUGCCGUUCUUGCGUCUCAAGCCCUCGCUGCCCCUACACCGCGCGCCGAACCUGUUGUACGAGAUACCGCUGAUGUCGCAUCAGACUCCAUAAUCAACCCCGGCGCUGCCGCGUUCAAUGCUUCCCCAGACGACCCCACCACCAUUCAUCUCAACCGCCGUCAACUCACCUCUUCCUCCGCCGCGGAAUCGUUCUCGUUCGGAGGUAUAGUCAGCUCUACGGCUGCUGCUGCGUCUGCUAUGGGUACAGUGCUGGGAUCGUCGUCAGUUGUUGGUUCUGCGGCUGUUACUGCCAGUGGUAGUGCGAUUGGGGCAGCGAGUGCGACUGUCGCUGCAGCCUCUGGUUCCAUCACUGCCGUUCCCUCCGCUUCUUCAUCCGCCGUCGCAGCAGCUUCUACCACCACAUCCACAGGGACAGACGGUAUACCCACAGUCUACAUCUUCUCCACCGUCACCGUCAGCGCCGGUGCCACAAACGCCACCGCUACAGGAAGUGCUGUCGUAUCAGGAGCAUCUGGAGCGAGCUCGUCAGUCAUUGGGGCAUCCGGCGUGAACUCUGUGCUCAGCGCAUCUGGAGCGAGCUCUGCGAGUGCCGUUGUGGCUACGGGUGCUAGCGCCAGCUCCGCCAUCGCACUCUCCACCGGCCUCUCCUCCAUCCCUCUCUCCGCCGUCUCCACAUCCUCAGCCCAAGCUGCCGCCAGCUCCGCAUUCGGUGUCGCAGCCGCAGCGCCUACAUCCUCCGCAUCUUCGAAUUCAUCGUUCGCCACCGUCAUCAACCUCAAUUCGGGCGCUGCCUCUGCUACUGCGAGCUCGAGCGCGUCGUUCGAUUUCGAGAGUGUGUUUGGGGGUGCUGUGAGUUCUGGUGUCGCGGCUGCGCGUGCGAGUGCUGCUGCUGCUUCGGGCGCUGCGAGCGUUACUGGUGUUAGUGCGACGGCGGCCCCCUCGUCAGCCGCUUUCAGUUCAGUCGCUCCGUCUGCCAGUGCCAGUGCCAGUGCAUCUGCGUCUGUUCUCGCUUCCUCCGCCGCCGCCUUCCCAACCGUAUCUGCGUCAUCAAGCAUCGCAUUCGAUUCCGGCAUUCCCACCACCUCAUCCGCUGUCGCCGCCUCGGCCUCCGCCGUUGCAAGCUCAAGUUCAAGCUCGGUCGACAGAUUCUCCCUCUCCACCGCCGCAGCUGCGAGCGCUAGCGCUACGAUCACUUCUGCGCCUUCCUCUGCCACUGCGAGUAGUUUGGAUUUGUCCUCUUUGUUGACGCAGACUUUGUGA
Messenger RNA from Stereum hirsutum FP-91666 SS1, 1293 nucleotides. RefSeq lists its product as uncharacterized. NCBI's taxonomy places the organism in Eukaryota, Fungi, Basidiomycota, Agaricomycetes, Russulales, Stereaceae. Bases 1 to 1293 code for a protein of 430 amino acids. The transcript is spliced from 2 exons. The record is from RefSeq and is a predicted model, not a curated record.